GAUCGCCAUCGUGGGACCUGAUCAGGCCGAUAUGACAGUUCUGAUCUCCCGAGUCCUCACUUUUUACCGUCUUCCGCAGAUCAGCUACAGUGCCAAAGAUGAACAAUUUACCGACAAGAACCUUUUCCCUCUACUGUUCCGCAUGGUGCCCAACGAGAACCACCAGAUCUACGGGAUCCUUUCCCUGAUACAAGCCUUUGAUUGGCGGUGGGUUUCCACUGUGGGCAGUGGCACAAAAUCCAGCCAGAAAGCCAUGCAGACAUUGGCUGCUGAGGCCUCAGCCAGGAACAUUUGUAUUUCCUACCAGGGAGUAAUGAUGGCGAACGAUGAGAUUUUAAAGCUUCAACUCCAGCAGAUUGUAAGGAAUGUUGUGAAAGCAAAAACCAACAUCAGCAUCGUUUAUGGGGAAGAGGACGUGGUAUAUAAAUUCUUCAAAACAGUCAUUGAGCUGAAUGUGACUGGCAAAGUCUGGAUUGCUCCCGAGACUUGGGUCUUAUCCGACUUGGUUGCCUCGAUACCAGACAUUGGGGCAACCGGCACUGUCCUUGGUCUCACCAUCAAGCCUAUUAAGUUACCCCAGUUCACACGCUUCGUCGAGAGAACCAUACACUGCAGCACGUUGAGUAACAGGAGCUGCCAGUUUUUGCUUGAGGCUGAAAAGCUGGGCGAAACAGAAAGUUGCAGCCAAUCAAGCGAUGAGCAUCACUCACUACCCCAGGAAUCUCUAGCUGACAUUUUAAAGUCUUCCACUUGGCACUGGUCAUUCUAUACCUAUGCUGCAGUGUAUGCUCUAGCACAGGCUCUUCAUCUGCGCCUUGAGUGUGAUGAUAUAGAAGCAUGUCGAGCAGAUGAGGAGUUUGAACCUUGGCAGCUUUCUGAAAUGUUGUACCAGGUGAACUUCCUUUUGCAGAACAACACCAUCAAAUUCAGCUCCCAACAAGAUCUUUUCCUUGGCUAUGAUGUGCUUACCUGGACUUGGGCAAACGGCAAAUUUGAUCCAAAAACGAUCGGCAACUUUAGCUCUAAAAACUUGAACAUAGCUAGCAGUGAAAUUAGAUGGGCAACGCCAGAUGGCCAGGUUCCACAGUCAACUUGCAUCACGAUGUGCGAUGAAGGCCAGAUCUGGAGCAAGCAAACUUUGGACGAAUGCGCAUGUCGCUGCGAGGACUGUCUGGAGGGGACCUAUCCAAAUCACACAAAUUUGGAUGCCUGCAUUCCUUGCCCAUCGGGCACAUGGGCACCAAGGAAAAGCAGCCAGUGCUUUGCCCCCGCCGUUACUUUUCUUGACAUGAAGGACACCAUCAUCUCUGCCUUGGUGAUUCUGACCAUCGUCGAUUUCUUCCUCCUCUGCAGCUGCCUGCUGGUCUUUGCUGGCCACUGGCAAACCCCCGUGGUGAAAGCGGCAGGAGGAAAGCUGGCUUUCGUCAUGCUGGGCUCGCUGGUCUCUUGCUGCACCACCACCAGCCUCUUCAUUGGGAGGCCCACCUCGUUCACCUGCCUGAUCCGGCAGCCCAUCUUCGCCAUCAGCUUCACCUUGUGCGUGUCCUGCCUCCUGGUCCGCUCCUUUCAGAUCAUCUUUAUCUUCAAAAUGGCUUGCAAGUUCCCUAUGAUCCACAAGUAUUGGAUCAGGUACAGGGGGACCUACUUCUUUGUCACCCUCAGCAGCGGAGUGCAGGGUUUGCUCUGCUUCCUCUGGCUCUUUUUUUCCCCACCCUCUUUGCAUGCAGAUGUGAUCAACAAGAAGGAAAUCUUUCUCCGGUGCUCCGAGGGCCAUUUCCUCGGGCUGGGCUUCGUGCUGACCUACAUUACACUGCUGUGCGGGGCCUGCUUUGUGUUUGCCUUUUGGGGGCGGAACUUGCCCAAGAACUACAGUGAAGCCCGCCUCCAGACAGUCAGCAUGUUGGUGUUUCUCAUGGCGUGGGGAUCCUUUAUGCUCAUCUACACCACCACGGAAGGGAAAGGGAAGCAGAUCUCCGCUCUGCAGAUGUUCACCGUCCAGACCAGCGUCUACGCUGUCUUGUGCACCUUCUUCCUUCCGAAAUGCUACGUCAUCCUCUUCAAGCCGCAGACUAACACUGUCGCUCACUUCCAGACCUGCAUCCAGGCCUAUACAACCACCACCCGCCACUCUGCCAAGUAAGCCUGCUUUUGCAAGGGGCCACCACAGCACAGGCCCUGGGGCCAACCUGCCCAUAAGCAAACCAAUACCAAAAGUACUCCAGGAGGUGCAUGUUGGUUCUCUCUCUCACUCUCUCUAGUGACCACCUUGCCAGCAGCCUAAGUAAAUCUCCUGCAUAUUUUUGGCAUGGUGUUACUGAGCCAUCCACGUACGCCAUAUUGCUAAUAUCCAAGGUGAUGCAAGAUGUAGCAGCAGCAGAAAGUCUAGGAAAGGAAACCACAGGCAACCCCAACCUUUGGAACUCCUUGCUGAGAGAAUCCCUGCAAAGCUCUCAUUUUAUCCCCAGGCCCAGGAAGCUGAUUCAAGAUCUUAUUUGUGUGAGCUUUUGCUAUGUGGCACCUCCACUAAAAGUAUGGAUGAUUUUUAAAAAAAUACUUUGUGUUGCUGUUUUCUAUUGUUUAUUUUUAGCUGUACCAUGUCACGUUAAUCUUAUUCGCAUUUUCUUACAAAUUGGCUGUGGGGCUUGUCAGUGCCGUGGAAGGACAGAUCUCAAACUUCUGUAAACAUCAAUCCCAUUUGCACCCAUUUCCCUGGCUGACUGGUAAAGUCCAUUGAGGGCUGAGCCAG
Messenger RNA from Eublepharis macularius, 2746 nucleotides. RefSeq names its product taste receptor type 1 member 1-like. Lineage: Eukaryota; Metazoa; Chordata; Lepidosauria; Squamata; Eublepharidae. Bases 32 to 2140 code for a protein of 702 amino acids. The record is from RefSeq and is a predicted model, not a curated record. Gene Ontology annotation, molecular function: G protein-coupled receptor activity. Gene Ontology annotation, cellular component: membrane. The transcript has 5 exons. Gene Ontology annotation, biological process: sensory perception of umami taste; G protein-coupled receptor signaling pathway.